Mercurialis annua (annual mercury) is the source of this 2156-nucleotide messenger RNA. Its product is annotated as probable inorganic phosphate transporter 1-3. The record is from RefSeq and is a predicted model, not a curated record. Lineage: Eukaryota; Viridiplantae; Streptophyta; Magnoliopsida; Malpighiales; Euphorbiaceae. The transcript has a single exon. Gene Ontology annotation, molecular function: phosphate transmembrane transporter activity. Gene Ontology annotation, cellular component: membrane. Bases 53 to 1666 code for a protein of 537 amino acids. Gene Ontology annotation, biological process: transmembrane transport; phosphate ion transport.
UUCUAGGUAAAUAAAAAUUGUUGGAGAGGAUUAUUUAGCUGCUGCAUCGACCAUGAGUAAACAACAAAUCGGAGUGCUGAUCGCACUCGAUGUCGCCAAGACUCAGUUGUACCAUUUUAAAGCAAUUGUGAUUGCCGGAAUGGGUUUUUUCACCGACGCGUAUGAUCUUUUCUGCAUAUCUUUGGUGACCAAGUUGCUUGGUCGCAUAUAUUACACUGACUAUACUAAAGAAAAACCAGGGUCAUUACCUCCAAAUGUAGCAGCCGCCGUCAACGGCGUCGCGCUGUGCGGUACUUUAGCAGGACAGCUAUUCUUCGGUUGGCUCGGUGACAAAAUGGGACGGAAGAAAGUGUACGGACUCACUCUGAUUCUCAUGGUUGGUUGCUCGCUUGCGUCGGGCCUUUCUUUCAGCAAUUCUCCGGACGCUGUUAUAGCUACACUUUGCUUCUUCAGGUUCUGGCUCGGAUUCGGCAUCGGCGGUGAUUACCCUUUAUCUGCAACUAUCAUGUCCGAAUAUGCUAACAAGAAAACCCGCGGCGCAUUUAUCGCGGCGGUUUUUGCUAUGCAAGGGUUCGGUAUUUUGGGCGGCGGGAUUGUUGGCCUAAUAGUUUCAGCGGCGUUUGAUCACCGAUUCCCUGCACCUUCAUAUGCUGGUGAUAGACAUGCAUCACUUAUCCCUCAAGCUGACUAUAUUUGGCGCCUCAUCUUGAUGUUCGGUGCAAUUCCAGCCGCUGUAACCUUCUACUGGCGGAUGAAGAUGCCGGAAACUGCUCGUUACACGGCUUUGGUUGCCAAGAACGCGAAACAAGCCGCGGCCGAUAUGUCUAAGGUGCUAAAUCGUGAUCUCGAAGCAGAGGAAGACAAAGUCAUAAAAAUGGUUACGGAGCCGAAAAAUUCAUUCGGUUUAUUCUCUAAAGAAUUCGCCAAGCGCCAUGGUUUUCACUUGGUCGGAACUACAACUACUUGGUUCUUGCUGGAUAUUGCAUUUUACAGCCAAAACCUUUUUCAGAAAGAUAUUUUCUCAGCCAUCAACUGGAUUCCUAAAGCUCAAGAAAUGAACGCCAUUCAUGAGGUUUUCAUGAUUUCUAGGGCUCAGACACUCAUUGCUCUCUGCAGUACCGUACCAGGAUACUGGUUUACAGUGUUCUUGAUCGAUUACAUGGGAAGAUUCGCAAUUCAAUUGAUGGGUUUCUUCUUCAUGACAGUCUUCAUGUUCGCGCUCGCUAUACCUUACCAUCACUGGACUUUAAAGCCUAACAGAAUUGGUUUCGUUAUAAUUUACUCUCUCACAUUUUUCUUCGCCAAUUUCGGACCCAACGCGACUACGUUUGUUGUUCCGGCUGAGAUUUUUCCUGCCAGGUUACGAUCAACUUGUCACGGUAUAUCUGCAGCAGCAGGAAAAGCAGGCGCUAUAAUUGGUGCAUUUGGUUUCUUAUAUGCAGCACAAAGCCAAGACAAGAACAAGACUGAUGCAGGUUAUCCUCCGGGUAUUGGAGUCAAGAACUCUUUGAUUGCUCUUGGCGUUAUCAAUUUCCUCGGCAUGAUGUUUACUCUAUUGGUGCCGGAGUCAAAAGGUAUAUCGCUCGAAGAGUUGACCGGGGAGAAUGAAGAAAAUGGGGAAGAAAUGAAGACUACUGCUGCUACUGCUAGGACUGUUCCUCUGUGAUUUUUCCUUUGCUAAUCCAAAACCUCUUGUCAUCAUGCUUUAUGAUAGAUUUGUUGUGGGUUUUUGCUUAUGUGUAUUUUAUGACAUUGUGUUACUUUUCUUGCUUAUGUGCAUUUUAAGUGCCAAGUAGUAUUGUAUUACUUUUUGAAUAAAAAUUUCCUGCAAACACUAUUGCAGGAAACUCCUGCAACAGUGUUUGCAAAACAUGACACGUAUUGUAGGAUGGGUUUUUAAAUGGCCAAUUACUCAUUUAGUUUUGAAUAAUUAACACAUGUCAUGUUUUGCAAACACUGUUGCAGGAGUUUCCUGCAACAGUGUUUGCAGGAAAUUAUUGUUCCUUUUUUAGUUUCUUGUUUUAAAAAAAGAAGAAUAUUUUCCGACUACCCAAGUUGCAGGAAACUCCUGCUGCUAUUAUGUGGCAGAGUUUGAUAGGCUAAUGGCAUAAUAAAAUGAUUUGGUUAGUUAGCCAGUUCUGAUCUUGAUUAAUUAA